Cynara cardunculus var. scolymus (artichoke) is the source of this 1228-nucleotide messenger RNA. RefSeq lists its product as uncharacterized. NCBI's taxonomy places the organism in Eukaryota, Viridiplantae, Streptophyta, Magnoliopsida, Asterales, Asteraceae. The coding region runs from base 76 to 1074 and encodes 332 amino acids. The transcript is spliced from 6 exons. The record is from RefSeq and is a predicted model, not a curated record. Gene Ontology annotation, biological process: protein peptidyl-prolyl isomerization. Gene Ontology annotation, molecular function: peptidyl-prolyl cis-trans isomerase activity.
UGUCAUGAGGAACCCAUAAAGCUUUCAUUGACCAAAGAUCGUGUUAGGGUUUUGUUCGUCAGUGAUCAAACCCUAAUGGGUCGAAGGCAGAUCGACUCUGAACCAACGCGUUGGGUCUCACUGACCCUCCUUUUGAUGGGCCUUUUCUCUUGCUCCCUUGUCUAUAUGUUCAUGACUGCGGUUUUGAGACCCAAUGAAAACAGCAAUUUUUCGUCAAUCUCAGAAGCUGAAUCUCUAAAACUGGAAGAAAAUGAAGGUGGGUGUUGUAGAGGGAUCGAUAACUUUGAGUUGUGGGGUGCUGCUGUGAAGUGGGGUUCGGAUUUCAAGUUCAAUUCGUCAAUUGAAUGUUGUGAAGCUUGUAAGACUAUGUGUAAUGGUAACGAUGGGCCUUGUUUGUGCGAUUCUUGGGUGUUUUGUGGGAAUCCUGAUGCCUGUGGGUCAAAAUUGGGCGAGUGUUGGUUGAAGAAACAAAAGGAUCCUUUGUCUCCGGAUAAGCGAGAAGGAGGAGACAACAUAUGGACUUCUGGCCUUAUAUACGGAAAAGGGGAGGGGAUCGUGAAAUUGGAAACGAGAUAUGGUACUCUUCACAUAAAACUUCUCCCCGAUUGUGCUCCACGUUCAGUUAUGUACAUUCUUGAGUUGUUGACGAUGCGUCAUUGUGCGGGUUGCCAGUUUUAUCGAGCCGAAGGUCGUGGUCAGUCCUGGGACUCUAAAGGAAAUCACUUGAAAUCUGCGUCUUUUGGACCUCCGUUUGCUUUGAUUCAAGGAACACUUGAAGCCGAAGGAGUUCCGUUUAAGAAAAUACCGACGGAAGAAUGUCCGAUCAUUGAAAGGGGUUCAGUUGCAUGGAUCGGUUCCGGCCCAGAAUUCUUUAUCAGCCUAGCGAAUCACGAAGAGUGGAAAAAGACGUACACGGUUUUCGGAUAUGUUCUUCCUGAAGACAUGGCAAUCGCCGAGAAAAUUGCGACGCUUCGCACGAUACCAGAUGUUUGGAACAACAUUAACGUGUCGGUAUUGGAAAAGCCAGUAUCCUUCUCGUUUAAAAGGAUUAACAAAGUUUCGAUUGAGACUUAGGUUGUUUACGUUAAAAGUUUUUAUCAUUUUGAGAUCGAAUCUAUGGCUUCGUAUUAAAUAGAAGCGUCUUCCGUUUCGAGCUUUGUUCGAAAGCGAAAACUUUUUUCAUUUAUAGUUUUUGAUUGAUUUAUGGAAGGGAAUCGGUUAACCAUAA